Molecule: messenger RNA, 577 nt
Organism: Guyanagaster necrorhizus
Lineage: Eukaryota; Fungi; Basidiomycota; Agaricomycetes; Agaricales; Physalacriaceae
Exons: 3
Coding region: 126-416 (96 amino acids)
Source: RefSeq, a predicted model, not a curated record
CAGAAUCUGUUCUUUUUGCAUCUACGUGCUAAGGCUCGCCCUGGCCUUGCAUUUUUUGGUCAUGGGAACAAGCUCUAGCGCUGUGUCAAAUGUAACUUGUUUAUCUUCAUAUAUAUGGACAGAAAAUGACUGUGAACAAACACCCUGCGAAGUCGCUGCUUAUCUUAUUUCCCAAUGCACUGACGGACGUAAGUCAUUGCCGUGCUAAAGCUCAUCUGUUGACGGCACGUACGCCUUUCACAGCUUUUACACUCAACCCGCUACCGGCAAAUACACACUACUCAGGGCCAACUUCCCCCCAAGAAGCCAACGAAUGCGAAUGCAGUUCUGUUGUUUAUUCUCUCGUGUCAGCUUGCGCUGUAUGCCAAGAGAGGAAUUAUCUAACGUACCUUUCAUUUCCGCCUCGGAACAACUAGACUAAGAUCAUUGCAGAUGGGACACAUGGAAAGCAAACUGCUCUGCGGUAUAUUAUUCUAUUUUUCCUAAGAAUAUACCGAUCGAGACAACAGUUCCAGUUUGGGCGUAUGCCAACUAUGUAGUUGCGUAGCAUCUUUUCGUGGUUUGGUCUUAACAGCCG